AUGGCAUUAGGACCAGUUAAUGUAAAAGAAACUGAAAGAAUUUUAAAGUUAGAAGAAAGAAAACAAAAGACAACCAAUAGAAUUACUAGUUCCACGUCAGUCUUCGACAGAGAAAAGUCGACUUUAAGCACUACAUUGAACAGAAAAGGACCUAGUUUUGAAGGAGUAGUUAAAGAGGAUCCUUCCUCCGUUUCUUCCGGUACUUCCUCGUGUUCAUCACUUGUGUUGAAUGGAAAUGUACUUAAACUUCCGACAUUAGCUAAAACUUGCGAUCAGUUUGGAGUCUCAGAUAGAGCUGCAGCAGCAAUUGCAUCGGCAGUUCUACAAGAGGAAAAUCUAACAAAUCUGAAAUCAAAACAAGAUUUAUCGGUGACCAAGACUGAUAUGGUAGAAAACAUAAAUCCCAUUAAUUUUAAUGUGGCUAUCAUCAAAGUUAAGAAUGUACGAAAUGGUGGUCUCGUUAUUAGUUGUGAAAACUCAGAGGAAAUGGACAAAUUUAAAGAAUUGGCUAACGAGAAGCUUGCUUCGAGUUACACAAUCAAAGAAGUACCUGCUCUCAAUCCACGGUUUAAAAUAGUUGGGAUGGUGGAAUGUCUAAGUGAAGAAGAUAUUUUGCAUUUAUUGAAGACUUAG
Psylliodes chrysocephalus is the source of this 633-nucleotide messenger RNA. The record is from the annotation of a GenBank genome assembly. Lineage: Eukaryota; Metazoa; Arthropoda; Insecta; Coleoptera; Chrysomelidae.